Molecule: messenger RNA, 6204 nt
Organism: Lagopus leucura (white-tailed ptarmigan)
Lineage: Eukaryota; Metazoa; Chordata; Aves; Galliformes; Phasianidae
Gene: IMPG2
Product: interphotoreceptor matrix proteoglycan 2
Exons: 20
Coding region: 5-4255 (1416 amino acids)
Biological process (GO): visual perception
Molecular function (GO): hyaluronic acid binding; heparin binding
Source: RefSeq, a predicted model, not a curated record
UAAAAUGUUUGCUUUCCUUUGGAAAAUCUCUCUCUGCCUCUUGGUUUCAGAAGUGAUUACAGGAGACCUUCAAGCAGCAGAAGAAAAGCAGGCUAAAGAUGCUUCACCAACCCCUCAGCUCAGUGUCUGGCAGUUUGCAAGCCCCUCUCUGCCUCCUGAACUGAGAAAUCUCCAUGGCAUUGUGGAGGCUGAGCAAGUCAAUAGGCAUUUGCUGCGCCGAAGGAAGCGCUCCAUUCUGUUUCCCAGUGGAGUUAAGAUCUGCCCUGAUGAAUCUGUUGAACAGGCUAUUGCCAACCAUCUGAAAUACUUCAGGCUCAGAGUGUGUCAGGAAACAGUCUGGGAGGUCUUCAAGACAUUCUGGGAUAGACUGCCAGAGCGUGAAGAGUAUCACACCUGGAUGAGCCUGUGUGAGGAAGGAACAAUGAGCAUUUUUGAAAUGGGCAUGAACUUCAGUCAAUCCGAGGAGCACCGAAGUCUGAUUGUGAAGAAACUGUCCUAUACAAAGGAAGCAAUGGCUGGCUCCUGCACUGACUGGUCAUGCGGUGGAACUCCAACUCCAGCUUCAGAUGCUGAUGUUACCACAUUGAGAGAUGCAGCUGCCAAUGUUCCUCCUCCUCAUGAGGUCUCAAUUGAGAGUCCUCCAGGUGGUACCAGCCAAGAGAUGGAAGAUGCAGACACUACUAUCAAUAAUGAGAUAAAGAAGGAGGAUGAGACUCCAGUGAGACCUGUAACUGAGCAGAUGAUUGAGUUCAGCAUUGUGAUUGCUGGAGAGAAGUACAGCGAGGAGUUGAGCGACCCAGACACUGCAAAGUAUCAGCUACUCUCUGAACAAUUUGUUUCUCAGAUCCAAAAUGUAUUUGAAGGACUGCCUGGAUACAAAAACAUCCAUGUCAUGGAAUUCAGCUCUCCUGAGGAGGACAGUGGGGUGGAAGUUCACUAUGCUGUUACAUUUGAUGGAGAAGCCAUCAGCAAUGCCACUUGGGACCUGAUUAACCUUCAUUCCAACAAGGUGGAGGACAGCUCCUUUAUGGGGAUAGAAGAUAAUCCAACAGUUGUUUACACCAUCAGCGAUUUCCAAGAUUAUAUUGCUGAAAUUCUCCAGAAAAAUGCCUUGCUUGAAAACACUUCUUUGACAUUAGACCCUAACUCUCUCCAGCUUAUUAAUGUGAAAGAAAUAUUGCACCCUACUCAAGAAGAUCCAUCCUGGAUUACUGAGCAUCCAACUGUACUGGAGCAUGUGGAGUUUGAUGAUAACACUUUUUCAGCUGAAUGGCCUUCAGCAGAUGAAUCAACUGUCAGCAAUACCUUGCCCUUUGACUUCACCAAGCCAGAUUCCACUUUAGAUAGCGAUGAGUCCAACGACAAUGAAAUCCGACCAAGACCAGAAAGCUUGGACUCUGAGGUCAGUUUGAUACCUGAAGCUCCACUUUCUUCAGAGGCUGACAUCACAUCUUUGCCGGAUGGGCUGAAUUUAGGGGAUGGGAAUCAGACUCCUGCUUUGGUCACUGCACCAGGGAUAGAGCAUGAUUCUCUGGACUCUCUGGAAUGGCUUUCAGCCCCUGAUUCUUCAGAUGAGUUUGAAGAUACUGGACUAUCUAAUGACUUUCUUCUGCCUUCAAGUCCUCCUUCUCACCUUAUGCCUAAAGAACCUCCAUCUACAGAUGAUUAUAUAGCUCCCCUGCUUUCUGCACCAACAGUGGCCUCCUCAUCAGUCCUGGAGACCGAUACAAAAAGAACAGUGACUGCUGAGAAGAAAGAAGUAACUCAGGGUAGUCCUGCAGACAGUAGCAGUGCAGAUUCUUUGUUGCACGAGUCUGUGGAAGAAAGUCCUUUUCCUUUAGAACGUGAAAAUGAUAUUUAUCUUGGAGAUAGAAUUAUGUUUGAUGAUGGAUCUGGUUCAGCUUUUGAUGGUUCAGGAAAAGGAAUGGAACCAAGUAUUUGGCCUUGGGAUGUGGCAACACUGGAACCAGUUUUCUACCCUGGUCCUGAUAGCUGGCUUGAUGAUGAUAAUGAUUCUUUGUUAAUUAGAACUGAAGAUAUUCCUGAAGGUCUGAUCUUAGAUUAUAUUCUUAACUCUAGGAAUAAAUUAGAUGAUGAUCCUUCCAAAGAUGAGAAUGAAGGUGUGGCCAAUAUAAAAGAAAAUUUCCUUGACGAGUCUGAAAUAUUGGUCUUUCCAGAAACUACAACUCAGCAGGUACCUCUGCUACAGACAGGAGAGCCAUCAUCUGUGGAGCCAUCUACACAGACGGAAACGCUGAGCAUGGAUGAUUCUUCUUUUGUUAAACCACCCUUUGUUUUGGAGCCAUCAGAGGACUAUUCCUUUGCAGACCUGCCAACUGGAGAAGAUCCUUUCUUACCACACAGUACAAGUUUGUCUGUUGAAGAUAGUCUCCUUACAUCUACAGUAACUCUUGGUAUGGAGGAUAGUCUCCUUACAUCUACUGUAGCCCUUAGUGUAGAACAACCAGAAGAGUACAGUGUAGGUCAGGAGAUAAUUUCUGAAGCAGUUGAAGAUCAAAUUGAAGACAGGCCAACAGUAGAAGAAUUAUUCACAGCAGGGCAGUCAAACGUAGCUGAAGCUGCUACAAUAGGUUACUUGGACAAAAGCUCUUUAGAAACUGUUCUGACUGUGGAACCUUUUGUGGUAAGCACUGAUAGUUCCAUGGAAGAGCAUCAAACCGUAGAUUCAUCAUUGGCAGACAGAGACACUGGAUUAGCAAUAAAGAAGCCAGUUGAUGUUUGGCCUACUGACAGAGUACUAGAGAAGACAUUAGAUCAAACAGUGCAAUCAGCAAUUCCGACUGCAGCUCAAGUUUCAACUGCAGUUCCUUCUUUAAUAGAUCAAGCCACUGCUCUAGAUGGCUUUGCUGGGCAGGAUGGUACAGAACAUGACACACGUGUUUCCAUGAGCAUCAGCACCAUUCUGAAGUCCUAUGUAACUGUAACAGCAGGCACUGUUGAGCUUCCAUCUCAUCUCCCUCCCAUGGCAUCCACAGUAUCAUCAUCUGUGGUUACCUCAGCAAAGUUGGGAGAUGAAACAACAAGAGUCCUGGAUGUUUCAGUGGACCUGGAUCAUGUGAGCAUGGUCAGCUUUUCUCCAGAGCCAAGUGAGGAGGCAAAGAGCAUGACUGACAGUCACAUGGAGCCAACUACCCAUGCCCAUUCCACACAGAUGGCCGGUGUGGCUUGGCCCACGCAUGAAAAUCACAAUAGCACUCCUGUUCCAUCACGAGCUUUAGUUGUGUUUUUCAGUCUUCGGGUUACCAAUAUGAUGUUUUCAGAAGACCUGUUCAAUAAGAAUUCCCCUGAAUAUAAAGCAUUAGAGCAACGAUUCUUGGAACUGCUGGUGCCAUACCUUCAGUCAAAUCUAACAGGCUUCCAGAAUCUGGAAAUCCUGAACUUCAGAAAUGGCAGCAUUGUGGUGAACAGUCGAAUGAAGUUUGCCAAACCUGUGCCUCGAAAUGUCACCAACGCUGUGUAUAUGAUCCUGGAAGACUUCUGCAACACUGCAUAUCACACCAUGAACCUGGCCAUUGAUAAAUACUCUCUGGAUGUGGAAUCAGGAGAGCAAGCAGAUCCCUGCAAGUUCCAGGCCUGCAACGAGUUCUCUGAAUGCUUAGUGAAUCGCUGGAGUGGGGAAGCUGAGUGUGUCUGCAAUCCUGGCUACCUGAGCAUCGACGGGCUGCCCUGCAAUAGCAUUUGUGAUCUGCAACCCAACUUCUGCCUGAAUGAUGGCAAGUGCGACAUCAGCCCUGGGCAAGGGGCCAUAUGUAGGUGUCGUGUAGGAGAGAACUGGUGGUACAGAGGGGAGCACUGUGAAGAAUAUGUGUCUGAGCCACUGGUCGUGGGUAUUGCCAUUGCAUCUGUGGCAGGAUUCCUUCUGGUGGCAUCUGCUGUUAUCUUCUUCUUGGCAAGGACCCUUCGAGACCAGUACACAAAGAGUGACACCGAGGACUCACAGGGGCAGGGUGACAGCCUCUCGUCCAUUGAGAACGCAGUUAAAUACAACCCCAUGUAUGAAAGUGAUACGACUGGCUACAGCCAUUAUUAUCGCAGAUACCCUCAGCUAACGUCCUACAGUUCUACCAGUGCAGAGACAUCCACCGACUACAGCAGUGAAGAGAUAAGGCACAUUUAUGAAAACAGUGAGCUUACUAAGGAGGAAAUUCAGGACAGAAUUCGAAUUAUAGAGCUCUACGCUAAGGACCGUCAGUUUGCAGAGUUUGUUAGGCAGCAUCAAAUGAAGCUGCUUUAAGAAAAAAAAAAAAAAGAAAUCAGUAGAGACCACGUGGGAGAUAAAGACUACCUUGUUGCCAUAGCAAUGGGCUCAGAUGUAACUGCAAAGUUACUUAUAGUCUUAACAUUGCAUGGAUGGAUACAGAUGUUUUCUAAAUGAAUGGCUGAAAUGUACAGAUGUCUGUUUAUCUCAAUUACCUCUGGCUUCUCUGCAUAAAGUGACAUUUUUAAGAAGUGAUCAGAAGUGGCAGAGGUUAUGAAAGUUCAUUUUUCAUUAACUCUGAAAUGGACAGUGGUAAUUUGUACACCAAGGCAAAAAAAAAAAAUCUCCUCAGAAAAGAGAAGAUACGUUCACAAACUAAAAAUAAAAGGCACCUUUAAAAUCCUGUCUGGCAUUUAUCCCCUCACUGGAAUCUACUGCAGUGAAUUCACAAGUACAAGGUGCUAGUGGAAAGAAUGUGGUUUGCACGUGAAUGGUUUGUAGGAGAGAAGCACAGUGAUAGAAGGGUGUUAGCAUUAUUUUAAAGCAUUCCCAGCAUAAACACAAAAGUAACCUCAUCGGAAAAGAUGUUAUUUUACACAACUGCCUGAUUAAACUUUUGCCACCUGGCAUUAGCGAAACAUCACACUGCUGAGGCUGCAGCCCUCUGAAACGCUCUCUCCACACAGUAAGUGUCACUGCUGGCUUGCAGUGGCCACAUCUGGUACCAGAGCACAACAGGGCACUUCUGCAAUACAGUGUUAUAAUGUCAUGAUGGGUGGCACUCCAGCUGUUCCUGAAAGACACACGAGCAGGGACACAGAAGGUCUUCUAUAAUACAAAUGUUGUGUAAAAGUUAAGUGACCAACAUUGACUUUUUUGUACAUAGACAAUUUGUUGUUAAGAUGCAUUGUUUAUUUGUUGUGUAUUUCCUUACCAGCUUAUUUUCAGAAUGGAUUUGAUUGCUGAAAUAGAAAGAUGAGUAGGAUAAUGACAAAAUACUACAGUGAUGUUUGUGCACAUCUUUUUUAAAACCAUAGUUAGUAUUUACUCAGUGUUGGAUUCAGCCAAAUAUUGGUUACAUUUUCAUUUCUGAACAGAGCAAUACUGACCCACCAUGAACUGUGUUUCAAAAUCAAGCUGUGGUAUUUAUAUGCAUACAUAUUUGCUGAAUGGCAAUAGUUUCUUAGGGGGAAGAGAAAAAGCCAGACUCGCCUCAGCCAGGGCAGUCUUUCUCUAGCAGAAGCAGCUCUCCUGAAGCAUUUUAGAGCAACUGAAUAGAUAUGGGACCUUACAAGGUACAGAAACUGCAUUUUAUCUUGAAAUUCUAAAGAGAGCUUUGACCACCUGUUAAAGUAUGUGGGAGCUCUGGUUAGACACAACAUUUGUGUUGCUAAGGCACUAACACUGCAAUCAGGGCUAGGGCACUAACAAUCUACAGUAGCUUCUACCUGCAAACAAGUCCAAGAUGCUUGUUGUCUUUACAAAGGUAAUUGUAGCUUUCUGUCCACAUGUGCCAACAGCCACACGAUACUUUUGCAAGUUUGGUGUUAGUGAGAAUUACUUACUUGACUAUAGGCUGAUUUACCUAAGCAAGUAAAGAUUUCAGUACAAUUUCUUUAUGCGUUCUGGAGAACCUUGCUGGAUCACUUCCACAGUAUCUUUUUGCCUUGAGGGGCAGCAAAUGGCAGAGCCACAAAUCUGUCAAAGAAAGGUUUACAGAAAUCACUGUAAGCCCAAAUAAUACAAAGCAGUGGAAUACGGUGCAGAUUAAUACUGUUGUGACCAGGUGUUAGAAGACAGAGGUCACACAGUGUGACCCAGUGCUCUCAGGGCAGCUGGGAUCAGGUACGUCUUAAUGAUACUCAACUACCUGCUGGACAACUCUUGGUAUUUCAGUGUAUAUACUGUGUUUCUUUCCUGUUUGUGUGUGUGUGUACCUAUAAGCAUAAUGAUAUUUUCACUACAAUAAAAUACAAUUUCCAAAA